Molecule: messenger RNA, 844 nt
Organism: Vicugna pacos (alpaca)
Lineage: Eukaryota; Metazoa; Chordata; Mammalia; Artiodactyla; Camelidae
Source: RefSeq, a predicted model, not a curated record
AGGUUUCCGUGGAGACAGCAGAGCCUGCGGAAGGCGGCGGCGGCGGCACCUCAGAGCUGAGGCCCAGGCAGGGCAUGGCGGCGCCGACGGCCCUGUGAGAGCGAAGCGGCCGCGGGGCUCACCAUGCGCCGGCGACCCUGACAUGGGCGCCAGCGGCUCCAAAGCUCGGGGGCUGUGGCCCUUCGCCUCGGCGGCGGGAGGCGGUGGCCCAGAGGCGGUGGUCGCUGAGCAAGCUUUGGUGCGACCGCGAGGCCGAGUCGUGCCCCCCUUCGUAUUCACGCGCCGCGGCUCCAUGUUCUAUGACGAGGAUGGGGAUCUGGCUCACGAGUUCUAUGAGGAGACAAUCGUCACCAAGAACGGGCAGAAGCGGGCCAAGCUGAGGCGGGUGCAUAAGAACCUGAUUCCUCAGGGCAUCGUGAAGCUGGAUCCCCCCCGCAUCCACGUGGAUUUCCCUGUGAUCCUCUAUGAGGUGUAAGCCUGGGGAGUGGCAGGCAUAAACACCCCCUGCCUCAGCAAGAAACACCCAGGCUCAAGGUGUGGCUUCCAUUGAGGAACCUAGGCUGGGGCCACAAACCUGAAUANACUCCACGGGCCUGGAACCUUCAGCUGUAAGCGGGGCAGUCCUACAAUGUUGGUUGGGUGUUGGUUUGUAUGUGGACAAGAGGUGGCUGGUGGCUGGCAAAGGCUGAUGGCGGAGUUACCAGCCCACCUUCCCCAGCAAUCCCUUCAAGGAGCGUGGCAGGGCAUAUACUGGUCAGGAAUGCCUGGGUCCUGUGCCCUUGUCUGGCCUGCUUCCUUCCAAGCUUGCCUAGGGCCCAGCUCUGCUAGAGGCUACAGCACUUUA